Molecule: messenger RNA, 309 nt
Organism: Tetrahymena thermophila SB210
Lineage: Eukaryota; Ciliophora; Oligohymenophorea; Hymenostomatida; Tetrahymenidae
Exons: 1
Source: RefSeq, a predicted model, not a curated record
AUGUACCGUAGCACAGUCAUCAGCAUUUGUAGGAUAAUUUUUCUUAUUCAAAAUACUGUGGUAAAGAAAGAAAGCAGUUUCACUUUCUUCUAUGAUGUCAAGAUUGCCUCUGAUUGUGUCAACCAAGAACAGUUAUUCUCAUAACUGAGUCAGAAUUUUGAUGAUAUUUUCAAAAUGACGACAUAAAUGAGUAAAAAAUAGGAAGAGAAAUCAGUCAUUCAGGGUUACAAGUUUUUCAUUUGCUAUUCAAUUACUUAUAUGAAAAAUCUGAAUUAAUAUCCUUCAAAUACAGAAAAUCAAAAAACUUGA